Molecule: messenger RNA, 582 nt
Organism: Staurois parvus
Lineage: Eukaryota; Metazoa; Chordata; Amphibia; Anura; Ranidae
Source: the annotation of a GenBank genome assembly
AUGGUUUACCCGUGCUUUGAUGAACCAGCAUUGAAAGCAACCUUUAAAACUAGGAUUGUCCACAAUUCCAGUUAUGUGGCCCUCUCUAAUAUGCCAGCUAUAGCUAUGUUCGAAAGGGAGGAUGAAAAUGGAACUAAAUGGAUGGUUACCACAUUUAACACUACUCUGAAAAUGUCAACCUAUAUCACUGCAUUUGUGGUAUGUGACUUUGAUUACGUGAAUAUGACGGAAAGGGGCAGUGAGAUACGAGUUUGGGCGCGGAAGGAAGUAAUACAAAAGGGAUAUGCAAACUUUGCUUUGGCCAUUGCAGGGCCAAUGCUUUCAUUUAUGGAGGAUUUUCUGAAUGUCUCAUAUCCACUGCAGAAAACAGAUUUUGUAGCAAUGCCUGACCUUGGUGUUGGUGCAAUGGAAAAUUGGGGAUUAAUUACUUUUCAAGAAAGCUCAUUGAUGUAUAACCCAAACCAAAAAUUCAGCACUUCUAGAGCGUUGACUUCUCUGAUUGUUGCUCAUGAGAUAGGACACCAGGCAUGUGUGGUUUGGAAACCUUGUUACCAUGAAGUGGUGGAACGAUAUAUGGCUUAA